AUGGCCGACAAACCCACCGACGCCCGCGAGCGUCUCCGCCAAAACUUUCUCGACCAUGAUCCAAAACAGCACCCGAAUCGCUGGGAGCACCUGUGGCAACAAGACGAUUUGCCAUGGGACAAAGGUUUCGCUUCUCCGGCUCUAGCUGAUCUUUUGGCUGAGAGAAAGGACUUGCUGCCGACUGCGCAAUCCGGCCGCCGCUUGCGCGCUUUGGUGCCCGGAUGCGGCAAAGGCUAUGACGUGCUCUUGCUUGCCAGCUGGGGUUUCGAUGCUGUUGGUGUCGAGGCUGCUGCGACUGCUGUCAAGGCUGCCAAUGCCGAGUCCGAGGGCUGGCAGGAUAAACCUGAGUAUGCGAUCAAGGACGAGGUCAAGGGCCGCGGAAGUGCCAAAUUCGUGUUUGGUGAUUUCUUCGAGAAGGACUGGGAGAAGAAUGCGAUUGGUGAGGAUGGUUCGAAGGAAGGUCAAUGGGAUUUGAUCUAUGAUUAUACCUUCUUGUGUGCCUUGCCACCAGCAUUGAGACCUAGUUGGGCGGCUCGUCAAUCCUCGCUCUUGUCGCCGACUGGUCGCUUGAUCUGUCUCGAGUUCCCAACUUACAAGCCUCCAUCAACUGGUGGACCUCCAUGGGCUCUCCGUCCUGAGACUUACCUUGCGCAUCUGAGCCAGCCAGGCAAGGAAGCCGAAUAUGACGACGAGGGCUUGGCUGUUUGGAAUGAAGGCCAGACUCUUGGUGAUGGCGCUUUGGAAAGGAUUGCGCAUUGGAAGCCUGAGAGAACUCAUAAAAUCGGUGAAGGCACAGACAAUGUCAGCGUUUGGAAGAGAAGAUGA
Messenger RNA from Aureobasidium namibiae CBS 147.97, 825 nucleotides. Its product is annotated as S-adenosyl-L-methionine-dependent methyltransferase. The transcript is spliced from 2 exons. NCBI's taxonomy places the organism in Eukaryota, Fungi, Ascomycota, Dothideomycetes, Dothideales, Saccotheciaceae. The record is from RefSeq and is a predicted model, not a curated record. Gene Ontology annotation, molecular function: S-adenosylmethionine-dependent methyltransferase activity. Bases 1 to 825 code for a protein of 274 amino acids.